This is a messenger RNA of Diplodia corticola, 1365 nucleotides long. Its product is annotated as wd40 repeat-like-containing domain. Gene Ontology annotation, molecular function: protein binding. Gene Ontology annotation, cellular component: Cul4-RING E3 ubiquitin ligase complex. The transcript is spliced from 5 exons. Bases 1 to 1365 code for a protein of 454 amino acids. The record is from RefSeq and is a predicted model, not a curated record. NCBI's taxonomy places the organism in Eukaryota, Fungi, Ascomycota, Dothideomycetes, Botryosphaeriales, Botryosphaeriaceae.
AUGGAUCCUCCAGAUCUGCCGGGCUUUUACUACGAUCGCGAGCGAAAGCGAUACUUCAAGAUCCAGCCCGGCUACAAGCUUCCCACUGGUGCCAAAUAUUCUACAGAUGCGGUGAAACGCGAGCAAGCCGAAACAAAUAAACGGAAGCGUGAAGAGGAGCAUGAGGCUCGAGUGCGGACGCAGACGGUCAAACGCUCCAUUCUCUUGCCACAUGCAGGCGCAUGGAACCUGAAGCUCGAAACUUACGGCCUGAAAGCCGAUCCGAGUGCCCAUGCAAAGGCUUUGGCAAGCGGUUUCGAAGCAAGCACCUUUGUGAAUCCAAGGGUUCAGUGGGCUGCUGAAACCUCUCGUAACAUUGCCGUGCGGUGUUUCGACUAUGAUGCCGAGACAAGGACACUCAUCACCGGAGUCGAGGACCAGCACCAUAUGCUGCUCAGCACCUUCGUCGAUCCAAACUUAAGUUCCAGGCGGAUCGUCCCGAAAUGGCAUCAACGAGACUUCCAAGUCCUGAGCUCCACAAUCAGUUCCGUACACAUCACGCCGCACCGCCGAGUUGUCGUCACUACACGAGGCUCGAGCUCUGCCGCCGAGAUUCAGAUAUCGUCGAUCCGAAAUCAGGAAUCCGUCUUGGAUCGCAUAUACAUGGACUCUACCGUCAACUUAAGACCGAAUUCUCACACAACCAUCUUCACGAGCGCUCCGAAUCCCUUCUCGUCCGGACCCGAAGUCAUAGCGGUAGGCACUUUAGGUUCUGUCAUUCGAUUAGAAGAAGGACCCUCAAGUUGGGGCGGCAAAACAGCCUUCGAGAAAGGGCCUCAAAAUCGACCCGACGCGGCUCUAUCUCUGGAGUGGCUGACACCCCACUCACUCUCAGCUGGCUUCCGGUCAGGAGAUGUUGUUCUCUACGACACAAGAAGCAAAGGCUACAGGACAAGGCUAAAGCAUCUAUCUUCAGUAAUCGGCAUCAAGCGUGGAGAACACGAGUCGCAGCUUGCCAUUGCUGGUCUCAAAAGCACGCUGUGUUUGUAUGAUCUGCGCAUGAUAAAGGAUCACAAAAGCACCAGGCCUGUUUUCCGGUUCAAAGACUACGAGAACGCGUAUACAGAGGCAUCGGGAUUCGAUGUUCAUCAACUGUCUGGGCUUGUUGCUGCUUCACAGGAGAACGGGUACGUGCAGCUGUAUUCGCUGAAAGACGGAUCCAAGAUCAGGCGGCUGCGAGCGCCUGGGCUGUACGGUUCGGGAUAUGACCCCAAAGCGCGGACCAGGGUCUCAUGUCUGAGGUUUGUCGAGGAGGUCAUCGGCGCUGACAGGGGAAGGACGAAGCUGCUGGGAAGCAUCAACUCGCAGGUGGUGCAGUUUGCAUAG